AUGGUGUGUAGCGACCAGCCGGCGGGAUCAUUAGCGAGGGUCGAUGACCGCGUGGGCGCUCUUCAUCAAUAUGCACAACGUACAGGGUAUGAACGACAACUAGUCUUCGAGAGUUCUAGAUGUGAACUGGAUAAAUCAGAUUCAUUCUGUCAGAGAGAUGAGGUAAGGAUGAUAAGAAGAGCGGAUCGUUUGAUAGCUACCUCUAGUGAGGUCGUGUGUGUGACACGUUCAGCUACUGACUACUGA
Messenger RNA from Danaus chrysippus (African queen), 246 nucleotides. NCBI's taxonomy places the organism in Eukaryota, Metazoa, Arthropoda, Insecta, Lepidoptera, Nymphalidae. The record is from the annotation of a GenBank genome assembly.